This is a messenger RNA of Drosophila biarmipes, 2624 nucleotides long. RefSeq names its product RING finger and CHY zinc finger domain-containing protein 1 (gene Rchy1). Gene Ontology annotation, biological process: protein ubiquitination; ubiquitin-dependent protein catabolic process. Gene Ontology annotation, cellular component: nucleus. The transcript has 6 exons. The record is from RefSeq and is a predicted model, not a curated record. Bases 736 to 2097 code for a protein of 453 amino acids. NCBI's taxonomy places the organism in Eukaryota, Metazoa, Arthropoda, Insecta, Diptera, Drosophilidae. Gene Ontology annotation, molecular function: ubiquitin protein ligase activity; zinc ion binding.
CUCCACUCCGCUCAGUUGGAAAUCGAAUCUCGCGCCGCACGAAUCGAACCGGCGGAAUCCGCAUCCGCGACUUGAACGCGGAUUUUGAUUUGUCGCCGUCGUCGUCGUCGUCGUCGUGGCUCUUUAAUUCAAUUGACGAUUCGAGCUGCGGCUGGUGUGCGCCGUUUCACUUUCAAGUGUACAUCUCACUGCUAAUAAAUUAUAAUCUCCGAAUGGGUAAAAUUAUAAUUAAAGGCUACACUUCAACGAAGCUCACAAUCAGAUAACAAAGUUGGGGCUAAAGCCAAAGAAGAUGAGAGCCAGUGGCGGGGCAAGCAAAACAAAGCCAAAAAGCGCAAAAACGGUCCAAAAACACAAUCAGAAACACGUUAAACGAGAAAUUGGUUUAAAAAACCUAUAUAAAUUUAGCCCAGUGUCACACCUGCGCGGGUUUUUGGGCAGCCGAAAAUUUGACAACGACCGCCUGUGCAUACACAAGGAAGUGUGGCACAAAUGAAAGUUAGGUGCAGAAGAGAGUUCCAGCAGUCGGGUCUUCGGGUUUCUUCAGAUAGGGCCGCUCACGUCGACGGGCGGAUUCAAAGUCUACAUGUGUCACAACAGCAACAUCGGCAAAUAAUUUAGUUGCUGCGCGGCGGCAAUUGAGGAGGCAGCAAUUAACCAAGACCACUGCAACUCAGAGGAAUAGUGGAAAAUCACUCAGACGUCUACACCCAGAUAUUCAGCUCCUGCAACAAAAUGAAGAACCGCCAGCGGGCGCGCCGAGUAUCGCUAAAUGAAAACCACAACAGAUACUUGGGCAGCGGCGGCGGCAGCAGCAGCAGCAUCGAUGUACAAAUAUUUACCAAUACAAAAGAGCCCAAUCAAGUCAAUUUAAAUUCAUCGUCAAAGCUGCUGGCGAGCUCAGCUACGACGACCUCAGCGGAGGCUGCUCUUCCCGCUUCGCUUCCAGUUGCUCAGAUAGCACAGCAGCAACAUCCACAGCAGCAGCAACAACUACAGAGACAGCAGCAACAACAGCUGAUUAUGCCGCCCACAACGAUGAUGGGCAAGUAUCAUCCAUCGCACGCAAAACUGAGAAAAUGCAAAUCGACACCCAGCCUCACUUUCGAUGGCCUGGAGCCGAUGGAGCCCGUGGAGGAGGAUCCCCACUGUCGCCGCAUUUCCCCAUUUCCACGGAACACCGCCUCGGAGGCUAAGCAAACGCAGCAACAUGAACAACUUCCACGCAUCAGCGGCAACCAAGGCAGCUGCCACAGCCACAUCAACGCCGGCAACAUCGGCAGCAGCAACAGCAAGUGCAACAGCAGCGCGACACCAACAACACCGGAGUCAAUGCGCUUUGGAUGCGCCCACUACAAGCGACGCGCCAUGUUUGUGACCCCCUGCUGCAACAAGUUCUACAAGUGCCGAUUUUGCCAUGACGAGAACGAAACGCACCACUUCGAUCGCAAGACCCUCACCGAACUGAUCUGCUCCGAAUGCAACAGGAGGCAAACGGUGCGGGAGCAGUGCGAAAACUGCGGAGUGCGCUUUGGAAAGUACACCUGUCUGAUCUGCAACCUCUUCGACGACGCGGACAAGCAGCAGUACCAUUGUCACGGAUGUGGCAUCUGUCGGAUUGGCGGGGCCGAAAACUUCUUCCACUGCGAGGUCUGCAACAUGUGCCUGCCCAUCCAGUUGAAGAUCGACGGCCACAGGUGCGUGGAGAACAUCUCGCGAUCCCACUGCCCGGUUUGCCUGGGAGACAUCCACACCUCGCGCAUUCCCUGCCAUAUUCCCGACUGCGGCCACCUGCUGCACAAGAUGUGCUUCGACCAGCUGCUGGCCUCCGGCCACUACACCUGUCCCACCUGCCAGACCUCGCUGAUCGACAUGACGGCGCUGUGGGAGUACCUGGACGACCAGGCGGAGCGCAUGCCGGUGCCCCUCAAGUACGAGAACCAGCGAGUGCACAUAUUCUGCAACGAUUGUCACAAGACUUCCAAAACCAAAUUCCACUUCAUCGGACUCAAGUGCGUGCAUUGCGGCGCCUACAAUACCACGCAGGAUGUGAAGAGGCGUCUGUCCCUGGUCACCGAUGAGCCAUCCUCGGCGUGAUGUCCACCGAUUAUCAUCAGCAUCAGCAUUCACAUUCGCAUCUGCAACAGGAAAUCUCUUGCCAUGCUACCCACGUUUGAGGAAACUAUUUUGUUAGCUAACACAACACAACUGAAAUUGAAACGCAUUGAAUUUAGACCAAGUUCGAGCUGGUAUCGAAUAUAAACCACCCAUAAACAAACAAAAGGCUCACUAAAUUCGAGUGUAAACUCAAAACCUCUGGAGAUUUGAAAACAUUAGUUAGGUUUAAUGGAAAUAGAUGGUUUCAAUAUUGUGAUAGGGCUAUAACGAUAUUUCCAUACUUAUUGUUUUCCAAUCUCUAGGGGAUUGUACAAACCCCAAUAAAAUAUACACUUUACAGAUUGGUAAUAACUAAAUUUCACUCGAAUUAAGUAUUCCACUUGCAAAAAUCUCUGUAAUUCUCGAAUUUCUCCGUGAAAAUUUAAUUUUAGAAAAUAACAUUUUAAAACUCUUAAAAUUCCGUUACCAUAACUGCUUAAUAAAAUAGAAACCUACAAAAAGAAUAA